GGCACAAAGUAGGCUGGCAGCACAAGAGCCAUGUGUUUUAGCUCCACGCUUUGAUGGGUUCAAAAAACUUUUCAGAACUGUUUCUGAGUAACGCCGUGUAACGGGAAAGAAAGAGAGGAAAAGGAAAAGAGGAGGAGAGUGGGGGUGCAAGAGGCUGCAAGUUGCGAGGGAGAGAGAUGGGGAGCAGAAGGAGCUUCGAGCAAAGACAAACUGUCUUCUUUGUGGUUAUAUGAUUCCAGUUCUUGAAGGAUACAUUUCCUGGAAAAUAACUGGGAAGACUUUGCGAGACAAACAACAGUAGGGUGUUUUCUUCACUCCAUACUUUUCACCCUGCUACUGAAGCAAGCCACCAGCCACUUUAACAAUGCAGCGCGAGGAGCUGUCGGCCAGAGAGGAGUUCACCUACACCCACAUGCCCACUCUGGAGAGAGGAAAUGGGACACUGGGACGACGGGGUGACCGGGGAGCUGAGAGAAGGCCAGACCGAGGGGAGCGGGAUAGGUCUGAACGGGACAGCUACACAGUGGACGUGAGGGCCAGUGACCUGCAGCUGGCCCAGCCGGAGCCCCUAAAGCACCCCUGCUUCAGCUACAGGGCCUGGCUCUACAGUGUCCUCAUAGGGGGCUGUCUGCUCAUCACAUCUGGUUUCUCUCUGUACUUGGGAAAUGUGUUUCCUGUUGCCAUGGACUACCUGCGCUGUGCUGCGGGCUCUGGCAUCCCUGCAGCAAUAGCUAGUUUUGCUAUUGCCAAGAACAGACACGUUGCAGUGUCAGAUUUUCAAGUGGUCUAUGUGUCAACAUUUGCUGUGACGACCACAUGCCUGGUUUGGUUUGGUUGUAAGCUGGUCUUGAACCCCUCAGCUGUCAAUAUUAACUUCAACCUUAUCCUGAUGAUCUUGUUGGAGGUGUUGAUGGCCAGCACUGUCAUCCUGUCAGCCCGCUCUGCAGAGGACUGCUGCUGCCACAGGAAGUCGGGGUCAUACGACAGGCCUGUGAUUAUCAAACCUGCAGUCUUCCCCACUCGGCUCCUUAAAGCAUAUUCUGUAAUUGAAGUGAUUGUAGGAAUCUCGGCUGUAUUUGGAGGCAUUAUUGCGCUCAACAUGGACGCUUUGUUGCCUGGUCCCUACUUGUCUGUUACAUUUUUCUGGAUCCUUGUGGCUUGUUUCCCCAGUGCUAUUGCCAGUCAUGUUGUGUCAGAAUACCCUAACAAAUGCCUGGUGGAGGUGUUGAUUGCCAUCAGCAGCGUGACGUCUCCUCUGCUCUUUUCAGCCUCUGGCUUCCUCUCUUGCAGUGUGAUCAGCUUUAUUGAAAUAUUCCUGCAUGAUGUGCCUACAGCCAAACAAUCCUAUGACAUAUUGCUGCUGAUUCUGAUGGUGCUGCUGCUGGUGCAGGCAAUUCUUACUUCAGCCACUGUGGUGCACUGUGCCACCUACAAAAGUCAGCUUCGCAUGGGAGCUCCAGAGUGUGAUGACAACAUUCAGACCCAGAUGCAUUACUGUGAGGUAUGCCAGCAGCAAACAUCAAAUGGAGCAUUGCAGGAUUUUGACAAAGACAGAGCUUGGAAGGCAGUUGUGGUCCAAAUGGCUCAAUGAAGAGAACAUCCAGGAAUUUGGUGAGACCUGGUGAUAGAAGAAGGGUAAAACAAGUGCUAUAAGCUGCAAAUACAAGAGUAUAAUCAGAAGACAGAGAAUAUUAGAGCAAGAGGGAAAAGCAGUAUUGGAGAGACACGGAAAACUGGAGACUGGAAUAAAGAACAAAAUACACAAAAAUGAAGCAAAGAUAGGAGGAAAAAAAUUGAAACCGUGUACUUUGUUUUGCUUUUGUUAGUGUUUUUUUCUUACAUAGAUAAUGCUUUUAUGUGUGUUUUCCAUAUUGGUACCACUGUGGUAUUUUUUUGGUCGGGGGAUUUAAUGUAUUUUUACACUGUAUGCUAGUUGUACUGAAAAUAUGUGAGUCAACGGCAAGUAAUAGAAAAUAUCCCUAGCACAAAAUUGAAACAGUUCUUUAAAUAUCCUAAUUUGAAACAGUUUUCUGCCCGUUCACAUGUUGGUGACUAAUCAUGGUGGAACAUGCAACAGAUGCAAAAACUAAUGAAGCGUAUUUAAAUCCAUGGCAAAGUCUAACUCAGUAGCCAGGUUCCUUGUGUGGUAGUUUUUACAGGAGACCUGCUUUAAUAUAGCCGAUGUGCAGCAGUAUCAACUGAUGUAAAUGAUACUAACUGAAAGUAUGCCUUGUGCAAAAUAAAAUGCCAUCAGCACUAA
Haplochromis burtoni (Burton's mouthbrooder) is the source of this 2260-nucleotide messenger RNA. RefSeq names its product modulator of VRAC current 1 (gene mlc1). Lineage: Eukaryota; Metazoa; Chordata; Actinopteri; Cichliformes; Cichlidae. Gene Ontology annotation, biological process: regulation of response to osmotic stress. The record is from RefSeq and is a predicted model, not a curated record. Bases 365 to 1591 code for a protein of 408 amino acids. Gene Ontology annotation, cellular component: endoplasmic reticulum; plasma membrane; cytoplasmic vesicle. The transcript has 12 exons.